Molecule: messenger RNA, 1516 nt
Organism: Porites lobata
Lineage: Eukaryota; Metazoa; Cnidaria; Anthozoa; Scleractinia; Poritidae
Source: the annotation of a GenBank genome assembly
AUGUGCCCACAAUGCUUCAGGGCCCACUUGCAUGCAGUGGUGAGUAUAAAACUAAAACAAAGACAACUAUGACCGUGCAAAAUUUUUCUUUGACUCUGACGGUAUUAUCAGCUAAAACUAUGUUCAAACGGACGGGGUCAACAAUGUUUGGAGUUUUUAACCUCCGUGUUGCCAGUGGAGUGAACACGGUUCCACAACUCCCAUCAAUGUUAGGACCUGCAGUGCAUCGUGGGAAGGAUACAACCCAUAAGACUUUGAAGACCAUGUGUGGCCCCAACAAUUUAACAUUUCGUGGUCCAGCUCCUUUAGUGGUUGCCAAUUUGUUUUGUUUUCAGUACUCCGACACAGCGCUGUACACUCAGCUAUUGUAUUUCUCGCGCUUGUUUGACUUCGAUCACGCCGUGAAAAAUGCAAAAACAGGUCAGUAUUUUGAGUAAGUGCCGAGUGUGAGUAAAAACGUUAUUUACCCUCAGUAGUUUCAUCAAAUAACUUUACGAUAAAGUAUCUUUUCUUCUCAAAAGCCGUGCUUAAAAAAAAUAUAUGUUUAUAUCUAAAACUAUAGCGGCUAAGAAGAGAUCGCACACUCUAUGAACUAAGAAAGGAGAGAAUUUAUAAUGGUUGACUGAGAUAGUAUGUACGACCUGAUCUUCGCCUUGAAUUUUGCAGAAAAGUCUCUUUCUUUGAACAAGAAGGGAGGGAACCCCAAAGCUCAACAGCCGCAAAAGCAAAACUAUUCUUAACGUAGUUUGUUCUUGCUUUGGGCAUGUAGAAGGACAACUUAACCUUCAAGGGUUGACGUAAACCCGCGCGCCCAUUUCUUUCGUCAACACUUACGUUUCUGCUUACGUUCGCUUUUCACGCGUGUGAACGGGAACAACUUAAACGCAAGCACAAAUGCAAGGUGGAAAGUGCUCAACUGUUAUGUUGGGUUACAGAAUGAUCAAGUGCACUUUUGUAUCUCUGUGCCUGUGUUUGCGUUGGACGUGGUAACUUGUCUGCCUCGUUCCUAGGCGUCUCAAGUGUGUUUGGGAAACGGAACACGCGACUUCAAGCGACAGUAUCGCGCAAUGGACCAUGGAAACGUUUAGCGUUGACGCAAAGGGCGCUGGGAAGGGUGAACGCCUUUCUCAUGAUACUAUGAUCCAGUCACUCUCCAAUCCGCCAGAACGCACCUGGGUACGAGGCAAGGAACUUGUGCUUCCGCUAGCAAAACAAAUAUUAAAUGUUUCCAAGGAAGUUGUAGAAAGUGCAACUUUUGUCCACACCAUAGAAUAAAAAAAAUCUUUAUUAUUAUUAUUAUUAUUAUUAUUAUCAUCAUCAUUUACUGAUUUAUUUGAUUUGACCUUUAAACAAUCUGUUCAAAUUCUUUUCGUCUGUUCUUUUUUUAGCUGUGGGCGUAACACAGACUACGAAGUCAUUUUACAAAGCUGUGCACUCAGUGAUUACCAAAGUCCUAACUGCUAAUGGUUACUCUGAAGUGAACCUUUCGAAAUUGUUUAGUAGUUUCUUCGUGUAG